UGAGACUGAGUUUUGGAUUUGAAAACGGCGUCAGAAGCAAACGAGUACAAAUGGAAGAGGAGGAGCCGAGAUCCGAAACCCAAGACGAGGCAUUGCAGAAGAAGCACAAUGACAUGCUCCAACGCUUCUCCGCUCGCCACCAAGCUCGAAAAUCCGAUUCAACUUCCUCCUCCUCCACGUUCGAAUCCACCUCCUCGUUCCUCUCCCAGUUCGCCGACUCCAAGCGAUCAAUCGAGUCACGAAUCGCCGAUCUGCGACUCGCCUCGGAAGACUCGUCCAAGCUCAAAUCAGAUCUCGCCGAGAUCUCAUCAUCGAUCGACGAUCUCGAGAAGCUCGUCGCAGCCAACUCCUACUUCCUCCCUUCCUACGAAGUCCGAUCCUCUCUCAGAUCCGCUUCCGAUCUCAAACAGAGCCUCGACGCCCUCUCCGCCGCCUUGCUCCCCAAGAAGAAGUUCUCCUUCAAGACCAAAUCGUCUCCUCCUUCCACCACCACCACCGCAAACCCCCCGGAGAUCCAGAAACGCGAUCUCGCUCCUCCUCCGAACGUCGUCGUCCCCGUACGCGAUUCUCCGGGAUUCAGAAACAAACAGGGGGAGACUCUCACGAAAAGCUUUAGAUCCGGAGAGUUCACGUUGUCAGAUCUCGAUUCGUGCCGAGUGCGUUUGACCGGAACCGUCAACGCUCUCUUCAUCCACCGGUUGAGGAACUGCCACGUGUACACAGGCCCUGUGAUUGGCUCGAUUCUGAUAGACGACGUGGAGGACUGCCUUCUUGUGGUGGCCUCGCAUCAGAUUAGGAUCCAUCGCGCCAAGAGGAGUGAUUUCUAUUUGAGAGUGAGGAGCCGUCCCAUUAUAGAAGACAGCAACGGAGUCAGGUUCGGGCCUUACUGUUUGGACUACGGAGGGAUCGAGCAAGAUUUGAAGACGGCGGGUUUGGAGGAGGAGACUCAGAGCUGGGCCAAUGUUGAUGAUUUCUUGUGGCUCAGAGCUGUUCACUCGCCUAACUGGUCCCUCUUGCCGGAAGAGGAAAGGCUUUCUUCGGUUUCUAUUUCCGGUGAAGGAGAUUCUUGAGUUGAGUUGUGAGAUUAGGUUCUUGAUUGUCAUGGCUUUGGAUCAUUGGAGAAUAAUAGCUCAGAAUCACAACAGUGUUGCUUGUUUGCUUUGUAUCAUAUCAUUCAUUUGCUCAUAUUAACUAAAGUGCAACGAGCUACGUGAUGAUACAAAUAUAAAGACUUAUCUCAAAACAGAUUUGCUUC
Raphanus sativus (radish) is the source of this 1255-nucleotide messenger RNA. RefSeq names its product tubulin-folding cofactor C. Gene Ontology annotation, cellular component: cytoplasm. Gene Ontology annotation, biological process: post-chaperonin tubulin folding pathway; tubulin complex assembly. Gene Ontology annotation, molecular function: tubulin binding. Bases 51 to 1070 code for a protein of 339 amino acids. The transcript has a single exon. Lineage: Eukaryota; Viridiplantae; Streptophyta; Magnoliopsida; Brassicales; Brassicaceae. The record is from RefSeq and is a predicted model, not a curated record.